This is a messenger RNA of Megachile rotundata (alfalfa leafcutting bee), 9359 nucleotides long. It is a transcript of the gene PMCA, whose product is annotated as plasma membrane calcium-transporting ATPase 3. Gene Ontology annotation, cellular component: intracellular membrane-bounded organelle; plasma membrane. The record is from RefSeq and is a predicted model, not a curated record. Gene Ontology annotation, molecular function: ATP binding; P-type calcium transporter activity; ATP hydrolysis activity. Gene Ontology annotation, biological process: regulation of cytosolic calcium ion concentration; calcium ion transmembrane transport. Lineage: Eukaryota; Metazoa; Arthropoda; Insecta; Hymenoptera; Megachilidae.
CGCGAGUGCUUCAGUAUAUCGCGAGACUCGAACCGCGAUGCAUCGGCUUCGUUGAAUUCCGCAUUGUGUAUUCUACGUUCCACAACAUCGUACAUCGCAUACGUAUAUUGCGAAACGCGUGUGCGCGUUCGUCGCGACGAAACACGUUUCUUCGCUACAGGACAGACUUCUUCUGCGAAAAAGAUUAAUUAAAUUGUUUACCAACGUAAUUUUCUAUAUAACCUUUUCUCCUUAUUCGAGCUUUUACGCUACGAAAGCUCUCGUGCGACUUCAGCAACUUUUUUUUCCGAUAGAACUUGAAACCUUCGCUGAAAUAUCUGCCUUCUUCGAACGAACAAAUUAUUUCGAAAGUUUUUAAGAGAAACUUCUAUAGACUCGGAUUCGGCGCGAGAUCGUUACGCAGAGCUGUUCUGUUAUCGAUAAUGUCGUUAAGAUAUCGUUAAGGCGAAUAAAUGACUUAAAUAAAAUGUAACGAUUACUGACCUAAUCUAGCCUGAGGCUUUAAGCGUAACCUAACGUAAUUUAACCUAAUUAAUUUCAACGAUAAAACCUAAUCCAACCUAAACCGCGAUACAACUUUAUUCUUGAAAUUUUAUUAUUUUCGCAAAAUUACGUAUCAGUUUAGGUUAGAGGAGCUAAGACUAGGUUAAAUCGGCUUAGGUUCAAUUUGAAAUUUCAAUAGGUAUAAACAGAUAUUGGAUCAGUAAAAUUAGUAACAUUCGUUUCUAUCACAGCCCACGAGUAUUUUACCGCUAUUCUCUCUAUUACUGAUACAUAUCGUUUAUAUAUCGGUACGAUAUCGAUAGUGCACCUAUAAUCGAUAACGGUAGAGCUCUAGCGUUACGGCUAGCUGUCGAUUUCGAGUGUUGCGUAUUCCAAGAAGUGCAUACGCGAAUUCAUGAACUUUCGAAUCGAAUCAAAUUUCCAGAUCCUCGAAUCCUCGAAUUUCCUCGAAUUUCCUCGAAUUUCCUCGAAUUUCCUCGAAUAAUCAAUGGAAAAGUUGAAAAACAAAGCAACGAUCGUGCGCGCGAUACAUUUUAUUCGGACCCCGAAAUUUUACAGAUUAGAUAAUUUAUCGAAAGUUUAGUGUUUGCUUUUGUGACAUUGUUUUAUUCGACGUUGAACGGUGAUACGGUGGAAGCUGAAGGAAAAUAGUGAAACUUUGCGCAGUACGUGCUCGAGCAGCUAGAGGGCAACACGAAUCGAUUACUACUUUGCUAAUGGCUUAUUUCACUUAACACGCCUUUCCGUGGUGAACACGUUCGCUACUACUGGUGUGUCACGAUUAGGUUUUCGUGUUAGAGAGAUUGACAGGAAAGAAUGAAGUUCCGUGACUCGUACCAGUGAAGAGAGAUCGGUUUGCAUGCCAAUUGGCGAUCCGCUCUCGGCGUCAACACGUAAACUGUCACCAGAAGCUGUUGGUUCUCCAAUUUCCUGGAGGCCGGUGGUGUCAGUGACACCAGAGAAUAAUACGAGCUGCUAGCGUGAAGAAGUGUACAGUAGAGUUGGCUUAGGCCAACGCCGGUGGACGAGGCAAAAUGGCAACGAUAGAUGGCCGACCGGCCCAAUAUGGUAUCACUCUUAAGCAACUUCGUGAGCUCAUGGAGCUCAGAGGACGCGAAGGUGUCAAUAAAAUCAAUAGUUACGGUGGUGUGCAGGAGAUUUGUAAAAAGCUAUAUACUUCACCUAACGAAGGUCUCAGUGGAUCGGCAGCAGAUAUCCAGCAUAGACGUGACACGUUCGGUUCCAACUUAAUACCUCCGAAACCACCGAAAACGUUUCUACAGUUAGUAUGGGAAGCUUUGCAAGAUGUUACGUUAAUCAUCUUGGAAGUAGCGGCAUUGGUCUCGUUAGGUCUUAGCUUUUAUCAUCCAUCGGACGAAGAAGAACAACCUUCGAUCGAUGAUGACGAAGCAAAAUACGGCUGGAUCGAAGGACUUGCUAUAUUGAUUUCUGUAAUUGUGGUCGUAUUGGUAACCGCUUUCAAUGACUAUUCUAAAGAAAGACAAUUCAGAGGUCUUCAAAGUCGAAUAGAAGGAGAACAUAAAUUCUCCGUUAUUCGACAAGGAGAAGUUAAACAGAUCUCUGUAUCUGACAUUGUCGUUGGCGAUAUAUGUCAGAUAAAAUACGGAGACUUGCUGCCAGCAGAUGGUAUCCUUAUACAAAGCAACGAUCUCAAGGUGGACGAAUCCAGCUUAACCGGGGAAUCGGACCAUGUUAAAAAGGGAGAAGCGUUUGAUCCUAUGGUACUCUCAGGUACACACGUGAUGGAGGGCUCAGGAAAGAUGUUAGUUACCGCUGUAGGUGUUAACUCACAGGCUGGUAUUAUCUUCACUUUGUUGGGUGCUGCUGUUGAUCAGCAAGAGCAAGAAAUCAAGAAGAUGAAGAAAGAGGCUAAGAAGCAGCGGAAGAAGAAGUCAUUAACAGGAGACGAAGCUGUAGAAAUAACCGGAAACAGUCACGUGAGCGGAGGAGGCAAACACGAGGGUGGAGAGAACCAUCACGCAGCGAGCCACGGAGGAGGCGGAGAAGGGAAGAAAGAGAAGAGUGUUCUUCAAGCCAAGCUAACUAAACUCGCCAUACAAAUCGGUUAUGCCGGCUCGACCAUAGCAGUGCUUACCGUUGUCAUUCUAGUCAUUCAGUUCUGCGUAAAGACGUUCGUGAUAGACGAGAAACCUUGGAAAAAUACGUACGCUGGUGAUCUGGUGCGGCAUUUGAUCAUCGGUGUAACGGUACUGGUAGUCGCCGUUCCCGAAGGUCUUCCUCUAGCUGUCACCUUGUCUCUCGCUUAUUCCGUUAAGAAAAUGAUGAAAGACAACAACUUGGUGCGCCAUUUGGAUGCCUGCGAAACGAUGGGUAACGCAACAGCUAUUUGUUCGGACAAGACUGGUACACUGACAACCAACCGGAUGACCGUCGUUCAGUCGUACAUAUGCGAGAAGAUGAGCAAAACGAUUCCAAAGUUCUCGGAUAUCCCGAGCCACGUUGGAAACUUAAUAGUGCAAGCUAUCUCCAUUAAUUCGGCGUACACAUCCAGAAUAAUGCCCUCGCAGGAUCCUACAGAAUUGCCGCUUCAAGUCGGCAAUAAAACCGAAUGUGCCUUACUUGGAUUCGUAGUUGCCCUGGGCAUGAACUAUCAGACGAUACGAGACGAUCAACCUGAGGAAACGUUCACGCGGGUGUACACGUUCAAUAGCGUUAGGAAGAGCAUGUCUACCGUCAUCCCGAGGAAAGGUGGCGGGUAUAGGCUCUUCACCAAGGGCGCUUCCGAGAUCAUUAUGAAGAAAUGUGCCUUUAUAUAUGGUCGCGAAGGUCAUUUGGAGAAAUUUACCAGAGAGAUGCAGGAGCGUCUGGUAAAGAACGUAAUCGAGCCAAUGGCGUGCGACGGACUUCGUACCAUCUCCGUCGCUUAUCGCGACUUCGUUCCUGGCAAGGCAGAGAUCAAUCAGGUUCACAUCGACAACGAGCCGAAUUGGGACGACGAGGAGAACAUAGUGAACAAUCUGACGUGUCUGUGCAUCGUCGGAAUCGAAGAUCCGGUUCGGCCGGAGGUGCCGGACGCGAUCAGGAAGUGUCAAAAAGCGGGUAUCACUGUGCGAAUGGUGACGGGAGACAAUAUAAACACUGCACGUUCUAUCGCUCUGAAAUGUGGCAUCUUGAAGCCGAACGAAGACUUCCUUAUUCUCGAGGGCAAAGAAUUCAACAGGAGGAUCAGAGACAGCAACGGCGAAGUACAGCAGCAUCUUUUGGACAAAGUGUGGCCGAAGCUGAGGGUGUUGGCCAGAUCGUCGCCGACGGACAAGUACACGCUGGUGAAGGGUAUAAUCGACAGCAAAGCGUCCGUGAGUCGCGAGGUCGUUGCCGUGACCGGCGAUGGAACGAACGACGGGCCGGCUUUGAAAAAGGCUGACGUCGGUUUCGCCAUGGGUAUCGCCGGUACCGACGUGGCCAAGGAAGCUUCCGAUAUUAUUUUAACGGACGAUAAUUUCUCGUCGAUCGUGAAAGCAGUUAUGUGGGGUAGAAACGUCUACGAUAGUAUAGCAAAGUUCUUGCAGUUUCAGCUGACUGUCAAUGUCGUCGCUGUUAUAGUUGCUUUUAUCGGGGCAUGUGCCGUGCAAGAUUCCCCCCUUAAAGCGGUGCAGAUGUUGUGGGUGAAUUUAAUCAUGGACACGUUAGCGUCUCUCGCAUUGGCCACCGAAUUGCCUACGCCCGAUCUUCUUCUCCGUAGACCGUACGGUCGUACGAAACCGCUCAUCUCCAGGACAAUGAUGAAGAAUAUUCUCGGUCAAGCUGUCUAUCAGUUGUCCGUGAUUUUUAUGCUUCUUUUCGUUGGUGAUAAGAUGCUCGACAUCGAAACGGGGCGAGGAGUAGCACAGGCUGGCGGCGGUCCAACGCAGCACUUCACCGUCAUCUUCAACACGUUCGUCAUGAUGACUCUUUUCAAUGAAUUUAACGCCAGGAAAAUCCAUGGUCAGCGUAAUGUCUUCCAAGGAAUAUUCACCAACCCCAUAUUUUACUCUAUCUGGAUCGGCACGUGUCUGUCGCAGGUAGUUAUCAUACAGUACGGUAAAAUGGCGUUCAGCACGAAAGCUCUCACAUUAGAACAAUGGAUGUGGUGCCUGUUCUUCGGAGUCGGUACUCUAUUGUGGGGCCAAGUAAUUACGACAAUUCCUACGCGCAAGAUUCCUAAAAUUCUUUCAUGGGGCCGCGGCCAGCCGGAUGAUAUCGGUGCGAUCAAUCUCGGAGAUGAGAAAUUCGACCCUGACUCGGAUAAAAAGCCGCGCACAGGACAAAUUCUAUGGAUCCGUGGUCUAACACGACUACAGACACAGCUUCGAGUAAUCAGAGCGUUCAAGUCGACUCUGGAAGAUUUGGAGGAGCGACGCUCUGUCCAUAGUUUACACAGCUUACACAGUAUGCGCAGCUCACGCAGCCACACCGGGCCCCGACCACUCUCUGACUUCACAUACAUUGACGAAGACCCGACAAACACCGCGCUGAACGCUGGCAAGUUGCCUAACAAGAGCGCGGAUCAGAGUCUGCCGGUGGAUCAUUCAGCAGCCAGGAUGCAGUCGGUGAACAACUUGUCGUCGCCGCUGUUGCUCAGCGUCGCUGGACCAGGCAACGCGUACAACCAUCAUAAUACCAUUAACACCACCAAUGACAAUAGAUCCUCGUCCAAUAGCGCCCUACACCAGGCCCUCAGCCCCAACCAUACGCAGAUGCAGAGUACCAACAGCAACAACAAAGACAGCAACACAGGAAACUCCCUGCUUCUCAGCUCCAAUAAUCUGGCUCUCCCGGAAUUGACGAAGCUCGUGCAUGAGACCAGCAUUUAAAGGCAGCUUUGCGUGUCGCCACUCUACACCUCCUACCUUUCUGCCCUCUCUUCUCACCUUUCACUUUCUCCCUUUUCUAUCUCUCUCUCUCUCUCUCUCUCUCUCUCUCUCUAUCUAUCUAUCUCUCUCUCCCCUCCCCCGCUCUUUGUUAUUUCUCUUGUUUUCUCCGUAGAUCAUCUGUCCGUCACUGUCUCUUGCUUCUCGUUUUUCAGCAAAAUCGGGGUUUUGUCUCUUUUAGUCGCGACUUUCGAUAGUCGUUCAAUGAUACUCAGUUAACUCGGCGUCGCAGAUUUUAUUUUUUUUACUUCUUCUACUUUAAGGCGAUCGAUCGUACGUUCGAAUUCGCGAUGCUUCGCGACGAAAAAUUGCCUGCCUUUUUUUAUCUUACUAGACUAUCGACAUUCUCUGUCCACGUUGGACGCUGUACAGUGUUAUCUGUCUGUUUGUUGUACUCUGAAAGUCCUGCAGGACGUUUUUAGCUAGCCUUUCAAAGGUGUUACCUUGCAUUUUAACGAACUGCCCACCAAAGAAGAACCGUCUAUUUUCCGAUACAGCGUCGAGUUAAACAACUUUCCUCUUCGAUUUUACUCUACGAUUAUAUCGCGUUUUAAGAUGGAUCUUCUCGCCUGUAACGAAUAUCGGCUGUAAACGAUCGAAUGCUUUUAUUCGAAGAACCGUUAGGUUUGUCCACGCGUUGGUACUCCGUACUUCGAGGAGAAGCUUUCUUUCGCUCAACUAUAUACGGCGAAGUCGCCUUAAUCGAGCGUAUAAAAUCCCGUAAAAGAAACGAACGUUGUGAUCUUUCUCGGUUCGUACAAUCGCUUUCUUUCUUCCCUGCGAUUUCACCCUUCUAGAUCCAUCUGCCCUUCGCGAUUAAGACGAAUUCGCUGUAUAACGUUGGUCACAAGGUUUAACUUUCGUCGUUCUUUUACCAUCGAUUCGUCCUCUUUUGCUUUUGGGAGAAAGAGAGAAAGAGAGAGAGAGAGAGAGAAAGAGAGGGAGAGAGAGAGAGAGAGCUAGCUACAAGUACUUAAAGCUCGUUCAUAGCCUAACGUCCGUUUUACGCGAUUUUCUACCCGUAGCAGGACCUAGUAUGCUAGCUUCGAUAUACUAGAUUGCUCGUUCAGUUUCCCUCUUAUUCCCUGUCAGGAGACAGAGUACAGUAAAUUUUAAUCGUUAGCGCGACGCGAAAAGCCAGGUAUAUUCGUUGCACUGAUUUAUGGUAAUAAGGGAAAAGCUUGAAGAUUUCACCGACUACUUGACGGUAUAAACAAUUUAUGUCGUAUUCGCUCUGCUAUGUUGCAUGCAUACGUAACGUAUAACGGGACACGACGUAGUCUAUUAGAUUAGCUUUAUCCUUGUUACGAUUAAUCAGGGCCUUCGUUCUUUGAUCGUUCGAUUCUUCUGUUCACCUCCCUGCAUUUAUAUCCCAUCAUGCUCUUUCCGAGAUCAUUAACAAUCUUUCGAUCGAAACGUUUUAAUUUAAACGCGCUAAAGUGAAAACCUGAUAUCGAACCAUUGAAACAUUAGUUAGGCUGACUGCCUAUUGUUGUUCGCACGUUGAUUCGGCUUAAGUACUUGCUUGCUUGACUAAUUGUCUUCUCGCAUAUCGUACGUUCACCAUUUUACAUAACCCGUUGCGCUUGCUUAUUCACCGUGAGUUCGAAUCCAAACUUGUAUAUCGACCGUUAAUGAAAUCGCUAAAAUAAUUUCGAAACGUGUCAGGUGUUUUAUUUUUAGAUGCCGUUCCAGCGCCUCUUGUUCCGUCGGCGAAUGUACUUAUCUCGCAUUUCUUCUUUCGAAGUUUGUACCUUUGAUCAGAGAUUUUCAUUCGUCGUCGAUAACAGGCUUUUAUAGCCGACAAAAACGUAACCUCACGACCCGAUUAAUUUCGUUGAUCACGGUCCUCCUUUAGGAAUCGAUAACGGAGCAUCGUAAAUUAGCGUGACUUAAUUCGUCUUGUUUGUAAUCAUCGUUGCUCACUCGUUUAAUACGUAACGUCUACUUGGGAGUAUUUUUAUACAGGGUGUUUGUAAAGUCUUCAUUUGCUUCGGUCGUUUGUUAAGAUUCGUGUGCGUGCUUAAUCGUAAAAAUGCCUUUUUAUGCGUGUGUCUAAUUUUGAUCGUAAAUCUUGUUCAAGAUUCAAGAUAUUAUCGCUGUAUCUGGUUGUUCGAUAAGUUCGGCACAAUCGACCAACAUCGGUACUGUUCGAAACGGUUUGAGGAUCAGACGUCGAGAUACCAAUGUAUAUUUAAUUUAUAAAACAUUUUAGUAUAUCGAACACGUUGUCGCGUAACGAAACGAUCUCGAAGAAUGAUCCUCAAAUCAUUUUCACCAAUGUAUAAUAUAAAAAUGUGCAGUCGAAAGCUACGAUGUAAACAUACGUAUAUCAAAAUGAAUGAUUUUAAUAAUGUUAAACGUGUUAAAUUUAAUUUGAAACUAUCAAAUAUAUUCGUCAUAUUUUUUAUUCUUUUCAAACACGACAGACCAAGUUGAUCGCGACUGCGUACGAACACCCUGUACCGUUUUCGAAUCUUUCAUUCGUUAUCGCCCCUUAAGAUCGCUAAAAAGUCGAAAGAAACGCGUGCCACGUAAAAUAUUGGAAACAAGGAUAUACGUAUAGAAGUUGAAUGAAAAGAUCGACUCGCGGACUUUGUACUCUGUGCCUGUAGGAUCAUGGGAAGCGUUAUUCUUUCGUUUUCUUGCUAGAAAAAGGAGCCUCGCGAGAAAGAAAUAGGAGAAGAACGAAAAUGACAAAAGGCCGUACUUAAUUACGAGAUCGGAUCUCGUGUAGCUAUCCUCGUCUCCCUUCCAGUUUCUGCUCGUUCGUCGAAGAUUCGUCGCUUUUUAUAAUGAAUUUUAAAUUACGAAUUAGAGUUAAUUUCUUUCUGUUCACCGAAAUUGGAUAGCGAACGAGGAACACAACAGCAGUUGUAUCUUAUUUGUUAGCGACGAUACGAAAUCCGAAUAGCAGCGAGAAGUCAGUUUCGUGUCGCCUACUUAAUCGAUAUUGCACACCGAGUGUGCGUUCCACUCUGGCUUCCCUCGAUCGAAAGGUUGUAUAAAAGAAGUAUCCUCGUACUACUCGUCCUCGAUCUUUCCAUAAUCGCUCGCUCGAAAACUUAUCUUAGGUUUUACGAGUUUUCUUCCGUUGUAUCGCUGCUCGAUCGAGGGAAAUCACGUGUACGAAGGUGAGAAUUUUAAACCGAUGUCAGAUCCACUGCCAGGAUUGCGCGCGAGAGGGUGAACACCGCUAAAUGGCUAUUGCUAUUUCCUCGGAAUCAUGAUAAUUUAUUAAAAGUUAGUUCUUCUCUGCUGGUUGCGAUAGUUCGUCAAACUAUACUCGAUCGUAGGAAGACGGCUUUCUGGCGGUUAGGAAUCUUCCUCGAGUCUAGUUGCGAGUAACGAUGGAAUAGCACCGGAUGAUUUUCUAAAUUGUUCGUUGCCCCGCUUACAACUGGAUUGCUGGUCUUUUCUGAAAUUGAUAGAAUAGCGAGUGUAGAACGUUAUCGUAGAAAUUUUCUCAUCCGGAAUGCUAGAACGAAUAUUUAAGAAAGGAAUGUUUUAGAACCCGAUUAUACGUAUACUUUAACUUUGUCGCUAUAGAUAAAUCAGUCUGUCUCUGGUCCAUUAAAUAUGUAUAGAACAUCCAAGUUGUUCCAUUAUGAAUUCAACGAAUCGUCUUGUUCCUAUCGUCGAUCUAUUCCGUACAAGAUUCCUCGCGGUGAGACACGACGGAUAACGAAAAAAUAUGCCGAGAGACUUAACAAAGAGAGUUUGGCACGUGUACAUAAACUAUUGAACAAAGUCUCGUUACAUAAAUCGAAAGAAAUUAUAUUUCUAAUUUGCGCGGUAGGACCGUAUAAUCUCUUGCUAUAACUCUCCUACCGGCAUAACAAAAAAUAUAUUGCGAAUUUUUAACGAAAGGUACGAUACGUAUUCGCAAAUUAUCAUCCGGUGCGGAUGCGCGUUAAAUAUACGAUAUAUAAAGCUGAAAUAUUAAACGUUUUUUAAUAUUAA